Oncorhynchus tshawytscha (Chinook salmon) is the source of this 4242-nucleotide messenger RNA. RefSeq lists its product as uncharacterized. NCBI's taxonomy places the organism in Eukaryota, Metazoa, Chordata, Actinopteri, Salmoniformes, Salmonidae. The coding region runs from base 1633 to 3645 and encodes 670 amino acids. The transcript has 4 exons. The record is from RefSeq and is a predicted model, not a curated record.
UGACCCGACUGGGUCCAACAUCGGGACUUUCUCUGUUAGACAACUUAGACUUAACGACCCCGCAGAGUAUUCGGUCUGCAGCCACUGUCGGAGGGCAACACUAUGGAUUACAGUCCCACACACACACGCAUGCACACAGCACUAUGGAAGAUCACAGUCACAGAGCUCUUUGUGUCUCAGAGUGAUACCGGACAGUUACUAGCUGGAUCGUAGCCAGGAGUUAGACACUCUUUUGGUGGAGUCUGGAGUUGUUUAUAUGCCCCCACACCGCGCCCCUUCCUCCACCCUCUGUUUUCCUCCUCGGUCUGUUUUCAAUGAGGACUUCUGGUAAAAUGGAAAAGUGCCAGUGGAGGUCACCGUUUACUGAUCAGGAAAUGGGGGAAAUCACGCACCCCCACUUCCAUGUACCAUGUCCGUUGGAGAAUAUUAUGGUACAUAAACAAGAGGAUGUUUCAUUGGAAAUGUGUGUGAGCCUAACCCGCAAGCCAUGUCUCUGAUUGGAGAUGGCCCAAUGGGAACAUCUGUGCUUGAUGAGGUAUGCAAUUCAAAGGCCAUUUGAAGGUGAUUUACUGUACUGUGAUUUACUACAAUUUACUGAAAACUAUGCAUAUGUUGCAGAUGGGUUUCUACUAGUUUUAGGGAUCUUGGCACCCAGAACCAAAGCUUGCGUGCACGUUGUACAGCUCCUUAAGAGACCACCAUUUAAGUGGAAAAUGCCUUGUAUUUUAUAUCCAUCCCCAACAAACUAUCACUGUGUUCUUUUAUUAAACCAGGGCCAGUCUGUAGGCGUUGUACAAUGGGGUUGUUGAAGUAUGUUUACUCCAGUGGCAAGGCGUGUUUGUACACCGUGCUAUUGUUUCACAACAUGUGCUGUUCUCUUUUCUCUGUGUGCUGGGUAGAAAGUAAUUGGGCUAAAAGUGUUUUUCAGGCAGGGCCAGGGCCUUGCUGCAGGUGCAUGGUUAGACCCGGAGGAGGGGGAGGCAUUUGAACGGGACACAAACAGGAAACGGUGUGUUCUCUGCAGGCUUGUUGUGGGACACUCUGGACUCACUGCCUGUGUCUGAAACUGGACUUUAAAUGGUACCAUUUCAGAUAUACCCAUGGCCCUCACUAUAGUUAAUCCUCAGUCUGAGAAGUUCAGUGAGCCAGUCCGCCAAGUUAACCAUUCUGUUUACUGAAGUGUGUGUGUGUGCGCGCGCACGUGUGUGAUGAUUUGGAUUCAUUCUAUUAUUAUAGUGUCAUGCAUCUUCAAGGAUGCACAUCACACAUGGGCUUAUUAUAAGGGCACAAGGCGAGACCCAAAUGCAGACACAGGAGGCAGAUGGUUGAGCUCCAAUAUUUAUUAUACCAGAAGGGGUAGGCAAAAAGGCAGGUCGGGGGCAGGCGAGAGUUCAUAAACCAGGCCCGAGUCCAAGCAGUACCAAGGGAUAGGCAGGCUCGAAGUCAGAACAGGCAGAGUGGUUAGGCAGGUCGAUUCGGCGUCAGGGCAGGCAAGGGUCAAAACCAGGAGGGAUAGGAAAAAACAGAGACUGGGGAAAAUAGGAGCUAGGAGAAAACGCUGGUUGACUUGGCAAAACAAGACUCACUGGCACAGGGAGACAGGAAACACAGGGAUAAAUACGCCAGGGACUAAUGGGGAUAACAGGAGACACCUGGAGGUGGGUGGAGACAAUCACAAAGACAGGUGAAACAGAUCAUGGAGUGACACGUAUCAUAAUAACAGGAGACACCUGGAGGUGGGUGGAGACAAUCACAAAGACAGGUGAAACAGAUCAUGGAGUGACACGUAUCAUAAUAACAGGAGACACCUGGAGGUGGGUGGAGACAAUCACAAAGACAGGUGAAACAGAUCAUGGAGUGACACGUAUCAUAAUAACAGGAGACACCUGGAGGUGGGUGGAGACAAUCACAAAGACAGGUGAAACAGAUCAUGGAGUGACACGUAUCAUAAUAACAGGAGACACCUGGAGGUGGGUGGAGACAAUCACAAAGACAGGUGAAACAGAUCAUGGAGUGACACGUAUCAUAAUAACAGGAGACACCUGGAGGUGGGUGGAGACAAUCACAAAGACAGGUGAAACAGAUCAUGGAGUGACACGUAUCAUAAUAACAGGAGACACCUGGAGGUGGGUGGAGACAAUCACAAAGACAGGUGAAACAGAUCAUGGAGUGACACGUAUCAUAAUAACAGGAGACACCUGGAGGUGGGUGGAGACAAUCACAAAGACAGGUGAAAUAGAUCAUGGAGUGACACGUAUCAUAAUAACAGGAGACACCUGGAGGUGGGUGGAGACAAUCACAAAGACAGGUGAAACAGAUCAUGGAGUGACACGUAUCAUAAUAACAGGAGACACCUGGAGGUGGGUGGAGACAAUCACAAAGACAGGUGAAACAGAUCAUGGAGUGACACGUAUCAUAAUAACAGGAGACACCUGGAGGUGGGUGGAGACAAUCACAAAGACAGGUGAAACAGAUCAUGGAGUGACACGUAUCAUAAUAACAGGAGACACCUGGAGGUGGGUGGAGACAAUCACAAAGACAGGUGAAACAGAUCAUGGAGUGACACGUAUCAUAAUAACAGGAGACACCUGGAGGUGGGUGGAGACAAUCACAAAGACAGGUGAAACAGAUCAUGGAGUGACACGUAUCAUAAUAACAGGAGACACCUGGAGGUGGGUGGAGACAAUCACAAAGACAGGUGAAACAGAUCAUGGAGUGACACGUAUCAUAAUAACAGGAGACACCUGGAGGUGGGUGGAGACAAUCACAAAGACAGGUGAAACAGAUCAUGGAGUGACACGUAUCAUAAUAACAGGAGACACCUGGAGGUGGGUGGAGACAAUCACAAAGACAGGUGAAACAGAUCAUGGAGUGACACGUAUCAUAAUAACAGGAGACACCUGGAGGUGGGUGGAGACAAUCACAAAGACAGGUGAAACAGAUCAUGGAGUGACACGUAUCAUAAUAACAGGAGACACCUGGAGGUGGGUGGAGACAAUCACAAAGACAGGUGAAACAGAUCAUGGAGUGACACGUAUCAUAAUAACAGGAGACACCUGGAGGUGGGUGGAGACAAUCACAAAGACAGGUGAAACAGAUCAUGGAGUGACACGUAUCAUAAUAACAGGAGACACCUGGAGGUGGGUGGAGACAAUCACAAAGACAGGUGAAACAGAUCAUCAGACACGUAUCAUAAUAACAGGAGACACCUGGAGGUGGGUGGAGACAAUCACAAAGACAGGUGAAACAGAUCAUGGAGUGACACGUAUCAUAAUAACAGGAGACACCUGGAGGUGGGUGGAGACAAUCACAAAGACAGGUGAAACAGAUCAUCAGACACGUAUCAUAAUAACAGGAGACACCUGGAGGUGGGUGGAGACAAUCACAAAGACAGGUGAAACAGAUCAUGGAGUGACACGUAUCAUAAUAACAGGAGACACCUGGAGGUGGGUGGAGACAAUCACAAAGACAGGUGAAACAGAUCAUCAGACACGUAUCAUAAUAACAGGAGACACCUGGAGGUGGGUGGAGACAAUCACAAAGACAGGUGAAACAGAUCAUCAGACACGUAUCAUAAUAACAGGAGACACCUGGAGGUGGGUGGAGACAAUCACAAAGACAGGUGAAACAGAUCAUGGAUCAUAAUAACAGUCUAUUAUAUGUCUUUUCUGUAGCAAAACAAACCAGUGGAUGUAUGCACACAUUCACUUCCAGAAAUACAAUCAUGCAAAACUAAAAAAACAAACAUUGAAAAACAAAACAAGAACCUGCACUUUCAGCUAUAUGGCUUAUCUUGUCAAACUUCCAAGUUCUAGAAAUAAAGGAACACUUGUUUUAUGAAAAGCCAUUCAAGUUUCUCUUUGUCGCUUAUCCAGAAUAAUUCUGCUGUUGCAUUUGAUCAAACAAAGCUAAUCAUCAUGUAAAGAACAGUAAAAUAAAAACAGCAAUUUAUUCUCGACCUCCCCCAAAUCAAAGACUGGACAUAGCCGCUCCUCUUCAUCUAUGGCAUUCAACCUCCUCAGAGGCAGUAUCCCGUUCUCAACUGGACACACAAGGAUUUCUGGUUUCUGGUUAGGUGAGAGGUGACAUACAGUUGAAGUCGGAAGUUUACAUACACCUUAGCCAAAAUCCAUUUAAACUAAAUUUCACAAUUUCUGAUAUUUAAUCCUAGUAAAUAUUCUCUGUUUUAGGUCAGUUAGGAUCACCACUUUAUUUUAAGAAUGUGAAAGGUCAGUAUAACAG